Molecule: messenger RNA, 2659 nt
Organism: Patiria miniata (bat star)
Lineage: Eukaryota; Metazoa; Echinodermata; Asteroidea; Valvatida; Asterinidae
Product: actin, cytoplasmic-like
Exons: 7
Coding region: 127-1362 (411 amino acids)
Source: RefSeq, a predicted model, not a curated record
GUACAAUAUAGCUGCUUCUCUUUCUAUAACAUCUGUCAUUCUGUUCCUGGAUGCUGAAGCCAUAGGAUCACUUGCGGACACCGUAACUUCAAUUCGCAUUUUGAGAUUGGUGAAGAAAUUCAAGUCAUGUCUGAAGCGGUACAACUUCCAAAAAAGUUGCAUUUUGAAGAAAUGGCUAGAAAGGAACGACGUUCAGAAAAGUAUGAAAUAACUCCCAGACUUCAUGGGCGUUCUUAUGAUGACGAUACGGCGAGAAUUGUGAUAGACAGUGGAUCCAGCAUGACCAAGGCCGGCUUCGCGGGGGAGGACGCUCCAAGAGUCUCCUUCCCCAAUAUCGUUGGAAGGCCGCGUCACAAGGGUGUCAUGGUCGGCAUGGGGCAGAAGGACGCCUACGUUGGCGAGGAAGCCUCGAGCAAAAGAGGUAUCCUGAACCUGAAGUACCCCAUCGAGCACGGUAUCGUCACUAACUGGGACGAUAUGGAGAAGAUCUGGCAUCACACCUUCUACAACGAGCUGCGUUCGGCCCCAGAGGAGCACCCCGUGCUGCUGACUGGAAAAGUCCUGAACCCCAAAGCCAAAAGGGAAAAGACGGCAGAGAUCAUGUUCGAAGUUUUCAACGUACCUGCACUGUACGUGGAAAUACAGUCUAAACUGGCUCUCUACGCCUCUGGUCGUACUACGGGAACCGUGCUAAACGCUGAUGGGGGCGUCACCUACGCUGUGCCCAUCUACGAGGGUAACGUCCUGCCGCACUCCAUCACCCGCCUGGAUUUGGGAGGGGAUGACUUGACUGGCUAUCUGCUCGGGAUGCUGUCAGAACGAGGCUACUCUUUCACUACCGAGGCUGAGCGUGUGAUUGUCCGUGAUAUGAAGGAGAAGCUCUGCUACGUUGCUCUUGACUUCGAGCAGGAGAUGCAGACCGCUGCUUCCAGCUCCUCCCUGGAGACGAGCUACGAGCUCCCUGACGGACAGGUCAUCACCAUCGGCAACGAGCGGUUCCGCUGCCCAGAGGCCCUCUUCCAGCCGAACCUCUUGGGCCUGGAUGGCUACGGAAUCCACGAGGCCACGUACAGGAGUAUCGUCAAGACUGACUCGGGCAUCCACCGAGACUUGUACGGCAACAUCAUUCUGGCUGGCAGCUCCACCAUGUUCCCCGGCAUCGCUGAACGAAUGCGGCAGGAGGUGCCGGCCCUGGCCCCGCCCGACGUGAAGGUCAAGAUCAUGGCACCCCCAGAGAGGAAGUACGCCGCGUGGAUCGGUGGCUCCAUCUUUGCCUCACUGUCCGAAUUCCAGCCGAUGUGGAUCAGCAAGCAGGAGUACGACGAGUCUGGACCAAGCGUCAUUCACAAGUCAGAUUCCUGAUUGGCUCACUAGUGUAAUUUCUGAUGAGCUAAAUAACAUGAAUAUCAUACAACAUGAUAAAUAUUAAUGAGGGUAGUGGUUAGAAUAACUUUAAAAGGUGACGGUUGAAAUGUUCCGUUCCACGAGACGGAGAUGCUUUCUGAAUUACCGGUGCAGCGUGCAUAUCCGACUCAAUGAAAUAUGGACUCAUUGGUAGCGUUGCGCAUGCGCUAUUUUUAGGAUCACAUACGGGAAAGUGACCUGUCACGUGCGAGGAAUUAACCAAUAAUAGGGAAAAGGAGUCCGAUUUGCAUAGGAGUCGGAUUAUGACACCGGUAUGUUGUGCGUAUUUUGAGUUAUCGUGCUCCAACAAAAGAGGGCGCAUUUUUACUACUUUUGAGAGCCCCUUCCAUAUAUAGACAUCGAAUAAAACCUGUGUACAUGUCGCUGUCGGCACAAUAUUUACUGGGGGAAUUCUGUUUGAAUUCAGUUUUAGGCAUUUUCUUAUCUUGCACGAGCACACCAAAGUUAAGUACAUGUAAACUUUUGUCCCGAGAGUAACCUAAAACUAACAUGAAAUCAGUUGUGGUUUUCAUAUGGAUAUUUUAAUUAUAGGAAAUAUGUAACAUCUCGUGGUUUGAGUAUUCAUAUUAUAUAUUCCUCGGGUCGGAAAUUUAUGUUUAUUACUAUUCAGUUUGCAAGGUCAAUCGUACAAUAUACAAUUUAUUAGUAUAAUACUAUCACGAAUUGAAUUGCAAAUUCUGGUUCGAGGGUUUUAUUCAAAAAUAUUUAUUUAUUGAGGAUGAAAGUAUAACACACUACGAAGAAAAGUCUAAAAAAAAAUGAAAUUCUUAAUUAAAAUAUUUUUCGCUUUAUAUAGUUUGUGAGUUUGUAAUUUUUUGGUUAUUCUUGUCAAAACUGUAUUUUGGAGCUUGGGAAUUUCUGAAAUUUGAUUUUGGGACUGGAAUUGUAUCGUUUUGAUUUGCGGUGACACUGUGUGGUAAUAUAAUAACUGCAUAGAGAUAUUUAGUUACUUGUCCUGCUUAUUAUCAACUUUCGCUUAGUGGUUUUAGUUCCGAUAAGAACAGUCCUGCUUUACGUUCUAAAAGAAGGUAUAUUUGGUCUUACACGCUAAAAAAGAGCGGAAGACACGAUAAUGUGAGACAAUAUUUACCAGGGUAUUUAUGCAUGUGCAUAAAAGCCGAGGUCAGUUCUUUGAAAUUUCCAUUGAACCUUACGACCAAGUCAGUUUUAAUCUACAACAGAUGUAUUAUGAUUUCUUUUAUGGUUGUCUGAAUAAAUGAAAUAUCAAUAAGAA